Saxophila tyrrhenica is the source of this 1581-nucleotide messenger RNA. RefSeq lists its product as uncharacterized. The record is from RefSeq and is a predicted model, not a curated record. The transcript has 2 exons. NCBI's taxonomy places the organism in Eukaryota, Fungi, Ascomycota, Dothideomycetes, Mycosphaerellales, Extremaceae. Bases 1 to 1581 code for a protein of 526 amino acids.
AUGGAUCAGCUGGGGAAUAGAGAUCGAGAUGAGGCUUCUCGGAGCAGCACCAACUUGUCCACGAGAUCCCCGGCUUCGCAGAGUUUUGUGGCACCUGACUUCUGGCAAACACUAGUUGAAGCUGUUGAAGAUGUUCGGCAAGUCAUUGACUCUGAAGACGAGUCUGAAGGGAGCGGUGAGGCUCAAACGAGCCCAGAAGACCAAGCAGCAACUCUCCCCGUUGGUUCUGAGGCUCUGCUAUUUGGCUAUACAUUGGCCAUGAGCACUCCUUCGCAUGAUGCACACUGGUCUCAUGAGCAGCUGACAAGCAUAUACCACGACCGCUUUGAUGCUUUGUUCAAGGUACUGCACUGGCCAACCGCAAUUGCACAGAUGACACAGGCCGACCCGAAGCCCUGGAGUUGCUCUUUCGUGGAGCAGCAAGCUCUCAGGUCGGCCGUACAUUUCGGCGCCGUGUGUACUUUGCAGGCCCAUGAGGUGAGCGAGAAGAGUGCAAUCACUGAGCAAUAUCGCUCUGUGGCCGAGACUAGUCUCAUCAGCGCAGGUCUUCUGACCACGAGAAGCCUCGUGGUUUUACAGGCUUUUGUCAUCUAUCUGAGUGCCAUUGAUCGUGGCUUCAAGCCUUUGUUACGUUCAAAGGACUUCCAAGUUCUUCCUCUCAACGUCAACGAUGCUGACAUACCCUGUGAAGAUGAUCCCGGAAGCUCAAUCGCCUCCAGCAGCGAUCGCGACGACUUCACGGAAAUGACAUUUCCUCAGGUCUCCUGUCGCGCUGGCCUCUCUCUGCGAAGAGUGGCAGAGCAUCAGUUUGCCGAGUCGGCCGCUGGUUGCUCUCCGAAUGCAUGGUGGGAGAGACAAGUGGCCAUCGUCAAUGAACACGAGGCCUAUGUAAUGACGCUCUCACAUCGCUUUGACGCACUGAAUCAACCCACGCCUCUCCAAGCAUUUACCAUCGCGGUGGCUCGCGAGAGCCUUCUCGCCAUGCGGCUUCAAUUGCACCGCCCACUUUAUCGGCAUCCACAUGACCUUCGACCACCGUCAGGUGGGUUUGACGUCUUGCAAGCCGCCGUGGAAGUUCUCGAAAGCGCCGCGUUUAAGGUCCGUCCGGAGUUUGCGAAAUGGUCAUGGUUUGCCUGGGUCAAGUGGUACGCUCUUGCUAUUGUCCUGGCCGAGUUGUGUACUCGCACGUGGGAUGAGAGAUCUGCUCAAGCCUGGAUAAUAGCGCAGACUUCCUACGAUGCAUAUGCGCAAGUCGUGGCCGAUGCGGAGAGUGGCCACUUGUGGAAGCCAAUUGCAAGACUCAUGCGGAAGGCAACAGAGAUUGCUCGUAGUCAAAACCUUCCCAUGCCACUGGCAGGUCAGAACGAGGUGCAGCACACUGACCAUGACCCAAACCUGAUGACUCAGAUGCCGCCGCUCUCGAGCAGCAUGGAGAACGAUGGAGGGAAGCCUUUUCAAGCCUUGGACUUUGAUUUCGGGAUGGCCGGUGGAGAUGAGUAUGAUCCGUUGGCCUGGAUGCACUGGGACAUGUUUGUGGAUGACAUGCAGCAAAACAAUGUACAAGGACUUGGCCUCCCUUGA